This is a messenger RNA of Sphaeramia orbicularis (orbiculate cardinalfish), 3130 nucleotides long. RefSeq names its product phosphofructokinase, platelet a (gene pfkpa). The transcript is spliced from 23 exons. Gene Ontology annotation, cellular component: membrane; cytoplasm; 6-phosphofructokinase complex. The coding region runs from base 1 to 2373 and encodes 790 amino acids. Gene Ontology annotation, molecular function: monosaccharide binding; 6-phosphofructokinase activity; fructose-6-phosphate binding. The record is from RefSeq and is a predicted model, not a curated record. Gene Ontology annotation, biological process: fructose 6-phosphate metabolic process; canonical glycolysis; fructose 1,6-bisphosphate metabolic process. Lineage: Eukaryota; Metazoa; Chordata; Actinopteri; Kurtiformes; Apogonidae.
AUGGCGCAGCCGGAUAGCAAGAAAAUUUUCUUUGAGAACCUGUCGGGAGCAGGGAAAGCCAUCGCGGUGCUCACGAGCGGCGGUGAUGCUCAAGGGAUGAAUGCUGCUGUGCGUGCUGUGGUACGAAUGGGACUAUACGUGGGAGCAAAAGUUUAUUUCAUUCAUGAGGGAUAUCAGGGUAUGGUGGAUGGUGGGGAGAAUAUAAGGGAAGCCACAUGGGAAAGUGUCUCCAGCAUGCUGCAAGUGGGUGGGACUGUUAUCGGUAGCGCACGCUGCAAAGAGUUUCGCACACAUGAAGGACGCCUAAAGGCAGCUCUCAAUCUGGUACAGCGUGGCAUCACUAACCUUUGCGUGAUUGGUGGAGAUGGCAGCUUGACAGGCGCCAACCUUUUCAGAGAGGAAUGGAGUGGACUGCUCACUGAGCUGGUGGAACAAGGCUCAAUCGAAGCUGACGCUGUCCAGAAAUACUCAGCCCUUCACAUUGUGGGGAUGGUCGGCUCUAUUGACAAUGACUUCUGCGGAACUGACAUGACAAUUGGAACUGACUCGGCUCUGCACAGAAUAAUUGAAGUGGUGGACGCGAUCAUGACAACUGCACAGAGUCACCAGAGGACAUUUGUGUUAGAGGUGAUGGGCAGACACUGUGGGUACCUGGCCUUGGUGAGCGCCCUGGCUUGCGGUGCAGACUGGGUCCUGAUCCCUGAGAUGCCCCCAGAGGAUGGCUGGGAGGACAAGAUGUGUCAAAAACUGUCUGCGAACCGAGCAGGAAUGAAAAGGCUGAAUAUCAUAAUUGUAGCAGAAGGUGCGAUUGAUCAAAACAACAAGCCAAUAACUACUGACUAUAUUAAAAAUCUUGUUGUCAAGUGCUUGGGUUUUGACACAAGAGUGACAAUUCUGGGACAUGUGCAGAGAGGAGGGACACCAUCUGCUUUUGAUCGCAUCCUGGCCAGCCGUAUGGGCGUGGAGGCCGUUCUCGCCCUUCUGGAGACCACCGCCAACACACCAGCCUGUGUGGUCUCUCUGUGCGGUAACCAAUCAGUGCGCCUGCCUCUGAUGGAGUGUGUACAGAUGACUCAAGAGGUCCAGAAAGCCAUGGACGAGAAACGAUUCGAGGAGGCAGUUAAGCUUCGAGGCCGGAGUUUUGAAAACAACCUGAAGACAUAUAAACUGCUGGCUCAUCGGAAACCAGAGUCUGAACUGCCAAUUAGUAACUUCAACGUGGCAGUGUUGAAUGUGGGCGCGCCUGCAGCUGGCAUGAAUGCAGCCGUCCGUUCAGCUGUCCGAGUGGGCAUUUCUGAGGGGCAUAAGAUGUUCGCUGUCAAUGAUGGCUUUGAAGGCUUCUGUAAAGGACAGAUUAAGGAGAUUAAAUGGGCUGAUGUGGGAGGAUGGACGGGACAGGGUGGAUCUCUGCUGGGAACUAAAAGAACACUUCCUGCAAAGCACGUUGACAAAAUUGCAGAUCAGAUGAGAAAGCACAACAUAAAUGCACUUCUAGUUAUUGGUGGAUUUGAGGCACUUGAGAGUCUGCUGCAGCUGUAUGAUGCUCGCGCUACCUAUGAGGAGUUUUGCAUCCCGAUGGGUAUGCUGCCUGCCACCAUAAGUAACAAUGUACCUGGCACAGAUCUAAGUAUUGGGGCAGACACGGCCCUCAAUGCCAUCGUAGAGACUUGCGAUCGCAUCAAGCAGUCUGCCAGUGGAACGAAGAGGCGCGUGUUCAUCAUCGAGACCAUGGGGGGUUACUGUGGAUACCUGGCCAGUGUCGGAGGCCUGGCCGCUGGCGCCGAUGCCGCUUACAUUUACGAGGAGCCGUUUGACAUCAGAGACCUGCAGGCCAAUGUGGAGCACCUGACAGAGAAAAUGAAGACCAGCAUUCAAAGAGGCCUGGUUCUCAGGAAUGAGAACAGCAACGAGAACUACACCACAGACUUCAUCUACCAGCUGUACACCGAAGAAGGAAAAGGGGUGUUCGACUGCAGGAAGAAUGUGCUCGGACACAUGCAGCAGGGCGGCGCGCCGUCUCCAUUCGACCGUAACUUCGGUACCAAGAUCUCUGCUAAGGCCAUGCAGUGGAUCUCCAAAAAACUGGUGGAGACGUUCAGACAAGAUGAAGGCCGAGUGUUUGCUAACACCGAGGACUCCUGCUGUUUACUGGGAAUGCGCCGCAGGGCUCUGGUCUUCCAGCCCGUGGUUCAACUCAAGGACGAGACUGAUUUUGUCCACAGGAUCCCGAAGGAGCAGUGGUGGUUAAAGCUCCGUCCUCUCAUGAAGAUCCUGGCCAAGUACAAGACCAGCUACGACGUCUCGGACUCCGGACAGCUGGAACACGUCAUGCGCAACAGACCCAAAGAGCUGGACGCCUCAGUGGCCAUGUAGGGCCCGUAGUACGUACGAUGGCCAGCGAGGCGUCAAAACCCGUGUGUCGUAAAAAAAAAAAAAAAAAAAAAAAAACAGCUCCAGUUACAACGUGUGUAUUUUCGGCAUCAUCCUGUGUCCAUUUCCAGUAUUUGUUCUUUUUACCUUCGACGAUUCUGCCACCCUUCACUGUGUUUUGACAGUUUAACAGUAACCUCCUCAGUGCUCCUGAUAUGAAAAACACACAGUAUCGGUCAGUACCCCAUCACACACACACACAUAUAACUCUCUCCGGCCAUGCAUCUGUGUGUGUGUCUCUGUCAGCCCUGGAUGUUUAGUGUCACUGUUAAAAAUUAAAUUGCACUUUCUCUGUCUGCAGUCGCUUAGGCAGACUCUGCGCCCAGAGCUGCGAGAGGACAGAAUAGACACUGUAUCUGCUGUUAAACCAGUCUGUGUGUGUGUGUGUGUGUGUGUGCGUGCGUGUGUGUGUGUGUGUGUGUGUAUCUGCCUAGAACCAGUGAGAGGUUCAGCAUAUUUAUGUGAGACUGAUGCAAUACAGCUCUACUGCCGCAAGUCAAGAGAACUGCGUGCUGUGCUUUACACUGAGACUAAUAUUUAUCUUUUUAACGUUGUACUAUUAUUUUGCUUGUAAACAUGGAUAUAUUCUUAACUGUAGGCACUGCUGUACCAAGUAGAUGUCUGUCAUAUUGCACCAACAGAUUAGAUGUAUGAGACUAAUGUUUCCCACAGAAUAAAACCAUGCCUUGACAAGUGGAUC